Ostertagia ostertagi is the source of this 483-nucleotide messenger RNA. NCBI's taxonomy places the organism in Eukaryota, Metazoa, Nematoda, Chromadorea, Rhabditida, Trichostrongylidae. The record is from the annotation of a GenBank genome assembly.
CUACAUCACAACCGACGAGGACCGCCGCCUACUCUUCGCAUCUGGGACGGCGUCAAUGGCACUGUGAUCGACGAAAACACCCGCGCAGAGCGCAGGUCUUACGGUGGAGCUGAUGCUGAUUUGUUGGGCAUAGGACUUGCCACCGGUGCUCCAUUAGACCUCGAAAAUGAAGGCGGUAGAGUAGUCCCUUACAGGAUACGAAAUAUUCCAAGAGCUUCGUCGCCGGAUUUGCCACCCGUAGCUGCAGUCCACAAUCAGCCACACGCUCGAAUGAAGAAUACAGUGAAGCCGAAGACGGCAUUCGAAAGGCUGGCAGUCGACUAUAAGGAGCGGUUGACAGGUGCAGGUGAUAUGGACAAAAUACUGAAGACGCUCUACUCAAAUGCCUACAUUGCGUUGGUUGACGCGAAGGAGGCACCAAACGUCCGCCUUCCCCUGAAUAUAAGACGAGCAGAGCUCCAAUACGCUCAACGGUUGCAAUAA